This is a messenger RNA of Volvox carteri f. nagariensis, 1669 nucleotides long. RefSeq lists its product as uncharacterized. Gene Ontology annotation, biological process: urate catabolic process; purine nucleobase catabolic process. NCBI's taxonomy places the organism in Eukaryota, Viridiplantae, Chlorophyta, Chlorophyceae, Chlamydomonadales, Volvocaceae. The record is from RefSeq and is a predicted model, not a curated record. The transcript has 5 exons. Gene Ontology annotation, molecular function: urate oxidase activity. Bases 60 to 944 code for a protein of 294 amino acids. Gene Ontology annotation, cellular component: peroxisome.
GUGUUUGCUUGGCCUUUUGUGAGGCAGACUUACGUUACUCGCCUGGAAGCGAAAAGGAAAUGGCUUACGCGUUGCCUUUGCACCAACAUGGAAAGAGCAAGGUCCGCCUUGGUCGCGUCUGGCGCGAUGGCAAUAUCCACCACAUGGUUGAGUGGAAUGUUGACACCAUGAUCGAGUCCGAUAUGGAGCAUGCCUUCGUCAAGGGCGAGAACACUGGCAUGACGGCAACGGACACCCAAAAAAAUACGGUAUACGUCGUGGCGCAGCGUAUGUCCCAGAAAUGCACCGUGGAGCAGUUUGCCAUAGCCCUGGCACAGCACUUCGUGCGCACCUACCCGCUGGUGAGCAAGGCCAAGAUUUACGUUGAGCAGAAGCCCUGGAACCGCAUGCAAAUUGGUGGCCUGCCGCACGAUCAUGGUUACGCACUUGCCGGCACCGAGAUGCGGACGGUGUAUGUCACUUAUGACAAGGCUGGCAAGCUGGACGUAACUGCUGGCCUUAAGGAGCUGAGCCUACUUAAGACUACCCAGUCGGGCUACGAAGGCUUCUUGCGCGACGAGUACACGGUGUUGCCGGAGGUCAACGACCGCAUCAUGGCCUCUACCGUGACCUGCACUUGGAAGUACACCACCCAGCCAUCCUGCUAUGAUGCCGCCUUCUCGGCUGCCAAGAGCGGGCUGCUAGACGCAUUCCUGGGCCCGGCCAAGAGUGGCGUGUACAGCCCUAGCGUGCAGUACACGCUGUACAACAUGGCCAAGAACUUGCUGGACCGCGUGCCCCAAGCCGAGUCGGUGUUCCUGAACAUGCCCAACCUGCAUUUCAUCCCUGUCAAUCCGGUAGGCUCCAAAUUCAACAACGACGUGUAUGUCGCCACAAGCGAGCCUCAUGGCAACAUCGAGGCCGUAGUGACGCGCCGGGGAAUGAUGCCCCACGCCAAGCUGUGAAGCCUGCUGCGCCUUGGGCUCAUGUUCUUUCGCUCUUGGAACAACAGCUAUGAUACUGAUUCGAUGUGGGGCCAGCGUGUCCCGGUGACUCAAUGUACAGGCUGCUUAGACGGACGGCACUGUUAUAGACACGGUUUGGAGACUCAAAUAUGGGGGGAGACCAACAAUGGCAAUUUUUCAAGUUCAAAUUCCCCCUGCUGGCGGUGAGUUGGCCAGCGCUUAUGUUGGCGUUGGUCCAUGCUUAUGGUAUCCUGACAAAGCGCGACCCUGUGCUGCCAUUAAGGAACUGGUAGUGCUCUAUACUUGCGGCACUAGCUAGUCUCCCAACUGACGCAGGUUGUAUAAGGGGAUUUGACCCACAAUUUGGGUCCAUUCGGUUUGUCCGAGGCCGGGCAAAGUUUAUUCACAGUUUGCAGGGUUGCGACCAGGGAAGGUGUACAAACAUCUGGCUUUUCGUGUACUGAUACUAAGCUUCCGGGAUGUGACCCAAAAUUCGCUUAGAUGUAUAUGCGCUUAUGUAUUAUAGAGCUACGGAGGCGUGUUGGCGGCCCCGAGUUCUGGUCGCCGUUCCCUCGCCUGUGCUGUGUGGAUAUGGCUUUGCUGCGUUCACAGGGAAAUUGGAUGUUACCUGGCCAGCAAAUUGCGGUCUUAAUGUUCGGUUGCUUUGCCUGUGUUUUUACUCAGCUUUGAUGUUUCCGCCAAACCAUGUAAUAGUAUUGGGCUUC